Pan troglodytes (chimpanzee) is the source of this 3609-nucleotide messenger RNA. It is a transcript of the gene RAVER1, whose product is annotated as ribonucleoprotein, PTB binding 1. Gene Ontology annotation, molecular function: mRNA binding. The record is from RefSeq and is a predicted model, not a curated record. Lineage: Eukaryota; Metazoa; Chordata; Mammalia; Primates; Hominidae. The transcript has 13 exons. The coding region runs from base 101 to 2371 and encodes 756 amino acids. Gene Ontology annotation, cellular component: nucleus.
CUUGAGAGGCGGGCUGGGGCUUAGCCAACGGGGCAAGGGGGGCGGGAAGGAGGUGGGGUUUCUCCCAGCCAAUCGACGGGCGCGCCCUCGUUGCCGCUCUAUGCCGCUCCGCCCCGGCUCGCUGGUCCCAGAAGGCGCCGGGUUUCCCAAGAUGGCGGCGGACGUGUCCGUUACUCACCGGCCCCCGCUGAGCCCUAAGUCUGGGGCCGAAGUCGAAGCCGGCGAUGCCGCGGAGCGCCGGGCGCCGGAAGAAGAGCUGCCGCCUCUAGAUCCAGAAGAGAUCCGGAAACGCCUGGAACACACCGAGCGCCAGUUCCGUAACCGCCGCAAGAUACUGAUCCGGGGCCUCCCGGGGGACGUGACCAACCAGGAAGUACAUGACCUGCUCAGUGACUAUGAGCUCAAAUACUGUUUUGUGGACAAAUACAAAGGGACAGCCUUCGUGACCCUGCUGAAUGGGGAGCAGGCCGAGGCCGCAAUCAACGCUUUCCACCAGAGCCGCCUGCGGGAGCGCGAGCUGUCGGUGCAGCUGCAGCCCACGGAUGCCCUGCUGUGUGUGGCCAACCUGCCCCCCAGCCUCACACAGCAGCAGUUCGAGGAGCUGGUGCGGCCCUUCGGCAGCCUGGAGCGCUGCUUCCUGGUCUACAGUGAGCGCACUGGCCAAUCCAAGGGCUAUGGCUUUGCCGAGUACAUGAAGAAGGACUCGGCUGCCCGUGCCAAGUCGGACCUGCUGGGCAAGCCGCUGGGACCACGCACCCUCUACGUGCACUGGACGGAUGCCGGGCAACUGACGCCUGCCCUUCUCCACUCCCGCUGCCUCUGUGUGGACCGCCUGCCACCUGGCUUCAACGAUGUGGACGCUCUGUGCCGGGCGCUGUCAGCUGUCCACAGCCCCACCUUCUGCCAGCUGGCGUGCGGCCAGGAUGGGCAGCUGAAGGGCUUCGCGGUGCUGGAGUAUGAGACGGCUGAGAUGGCGGAGGAGGCACAGCAGCAGGCGGACGGCCUGUCCCUGGGGGGCAGCCACCUGCGAGUCUCCUUCUGCGCCCCUGGGCCCCCCGGCCGCAGUAUGCUGGCCGCUCUCAUCGCUGCCCAGGCCACGGCCCUCAAUCGGGGGAAGGGACUCCUCCCCGAGCCCAACAUCCUGCAGCUGCUCAACAACCUGGGCCCAUCCGCCUCCCUCCAGCUGCUGCUCAACCCCCUGCUCCAUGGCAGUGCAGGGGGGAAGCAGGGCCUCCUGGGUGCCCCCCCAGCCAUGCCGCUGCUCAAUGGGCCAGCCCUGUCCACGGCGCUGUUGCAGCUCGCCCUGCAGACCCAGGGCCAGAAGAAGCCCGGCAUCCUGGGAGACUCACCCCUGGGCGCCCUCCAGCCUGGGGCCCAGCCAGCCAACCCCCUCCUCGGGGAGCUGCCUGCAGGAGGGGGCCUGCCCCCGGAGCUGCCGCCCCGGCGAGGGAAGCCACCACCCCUGCUGCCAUCCGUGCUUGGCCCUGCUGGGGGUGACCGGGAGGCCCUGGGCUUGGGUCCCCCAGCGGCCCAGCUCACUCCUCCCCCCGCCCCUGUGGGGCUCCGAGGCUCUGGCCUCAGAGGCCUCCAGAAAGACAGUGGGCCUCUGCCGACGCCCCCUGGGGUCUCACUGCUGGGGGAGCCCCCCAAGGACUACCGGAUUCCCCUGAAUCCCUACCUGAACCUACACAGCCUGCUCCCGGCCAGCAACCUGGCGGGUAAGGAGGCCCGGGGCUGGGGAGGCGCCGGGAGAAGCCGCCGCCCAGCUGAGGGCCCCCCAACUAACCCCCCAGCCCCUGGAGGUGGCAGCAGCAGCAGCAAAGCCUUCCAGCUCAAGUCCCGCCUGCUCAGCCCCCUCAGCAGUGCCCGCCUGCCCCCUGAACCAGGGCUGUCUGACAGCUACAGCUUCGACUACCCCUCGGACAUGGGACCUCGGCGGCUCUUCUCCCACCCACGGGAACCAGCCCUUGGGCCUCACGGACCCAGCCGACACAAGAUGUCCCCCCCGCCCAGUGGCUUCGGCGAACGGAGCAGCGGUGGGAGUGGCGGGGGCCCCCUGUCUCACUUCUAUUCAGGCUCGCCCACUUCCUACUUCACCAGCGGCCUGCAGGCUGGCCUCAAGCAGAGCCACCUCAGUAAGGCAAUCGGCUCUUCCCCGCUGGGGUCCGGAGAAGGGCUCCUGGGCCUCAGCCCCGGGCCUAAUGGUCACAGCCACCUGCUGAAGACCCCACUGGGCGGCCAGAAACGCAGCUUUGCCCACCUGCUGCCCUCGCCCGAGCCCAGCCCAGAAGGCAGCUAUGUGGGCCAGCACUCCCAGGGCCUCGGCGGCCACUACGCGGACUCCUACCUGAAGCGGAAGAGGAUUUUCUAAGUGGCUGGCACCAGAGAUAACUCAAGGGCCUGCACCAAAUCGCUUUUGGGUUUUCUGGUGUUUUGUUUUGUGUCUUUUUAAACCAUUUUCUCUCUUUCGGUAAUAGAAAAAUCUCUGAAAGACUUUACUGACCAAUCAGCCGGAGCCCCAGGAGCCCAAGGGGUGUGGGGGAGUCUGGAGACCUCAUUAUGUCUCUGGCUUGCUCCCCACGCUGAAACCCUGCAGCCUUAAGAGAGAGGGGCCCCGGCCUGCUCUCCCUCCCUCCCCCCAUCUCCUCCUCCGCUGUGCCCGUCUCUCCGGAGCCCUCCUGCCUCAUUGCUCCUGUAAUUUUGGCCUUUCGAGUGCCUUGGAGGUUUCCCUGACCUCCCGUGAAGAUACAGAGACUGUCUCCUUUUUUUUAACUUUGACAACUGACUUCUGUUUCCUUUUCUAAGUUUUAUUUUUCAAACCACCCGGACAGCCCCCAGCUCUGAUUCCUUCAAGGCCCGGCCUGUCCAGGCCACCAUUCCACACUUUGCGGUUUGAAACAGCUGUUUUUCCCACAUUUGCUGCAGGCAUGGCUGUCUCCUGUCCCUGCCUGCCCAUCUGGCCUAUACCCCAGCCCUGGGGCCCGGGGUCCCUGCCGCAGCCCCCUCCCCUUCUGAUGCCUUAAAAGCUGGGCCCAGGCCCUGCUGGCCAGAGCCACAGAUGCCAAGCUCUGGGAGCUUGACUAUGGACCAAACAGCUCUGGCCUAGGGAUUGGGCCACCCUACCCAGGAUCUCUACCCUGGGGACAGUAGAAGGGGAAAGCCUUCAUCUUGGCGAACCGGCCCCACCACCCCCUCCUGCCCGGGCCUCCGUGCAGAGAUGGGCUUUCUCUGCCAGUCCCCUGCUGUCUGUCUGUGGGAGUCGGACAUUGUGCCCAUCUCCCGGAGCCUCUGCUGUCACUCGCUUGUUGAAGAUGAAUUCUUGAAUUCUGCCUGCCCACCCCCGGCCAGAUCCCUGGAGCUGGCCUCCUUCCAGCCCAGUGCCAGAAACCAGCACUCCAUGAAGAUAAGCUCUGGGCCCGCCCACCAGCAGGACCUGUCGACCUGAGGUGACCCUGGGCCUUGCCCCCAGCCAACUGGGCCACCAGCUUCCCUCCCUUGACUCUGGGGGUCCUCAUCCACUCCAAGGGGACUAGUCCCCCGACCCCACCCCAGUCUCCCCACACGGACCUUUGCUGAAUUAAAGUUUGUAAGUAAAUGGUUUUAAAGAAA